Messenger RNA from Oldenlandia corymbosa var. corymbosa, 1097 nucleotides. The record is from the annotation of a GenBank genome assembly. Lineage: Eukaryota; Viridiplantae; Streptophyta; Magnoliopsida; Gentianales; Rubiaceae.
GUUAAAACCCACUAAUUCUUUUUUUGAUAUGGGGAUUUUAUCCUAAUUCUAUAUGCAAUAAACCAAUACUUGUAAACCUUAAUAAUUUCUUUUUAAAAAUAAAAUUCUAAAACAAAGAGGAAGUACUAGAAAAAUGUAACAUCAUUUAGAGAGAAAAAGCAAGCAAAUAGGCAAAAUAGUGUUUGAAGUGUUACUGGUACACCAACAACAACUAAUUGGAUAGUGAUGCUACAAGAACAGGGCUCUCUUCCCAUGGCUUACUGUCUCUGUAUUUGUCUCUUUCUGCAUCAUGGAAUUUGAGUCUCCCAAUGCACACCACCUUCAACAGUCUCACUGUUUUGCAUUGUUGCCUCCAAACUAGUACUGAUAGUAUAAAGCAUUGAUUAAUUUAGCCAGCUGCCUACAUCUAUAUAAGUUGCCAAAUGCACCACUCCUCUUCCAGCGGUGGUAUUCGAGGUGAGCAAAUUCUCUGCUGAGAUUGAUUCAGCUGCAUUUUGAAAGAUUUUGAAACACAAGAAGCAGGAGAUAUUCGAGGAAAAGUUUUUUCAACAUGAUGGGGUUGAAAGAAAGGAUGUCAUGGGUGAAUCAUUGUGGGAAGAAGCAGUGCAGAAGCCUUUUCUGGAGGAUGAAAGCAGCAGUGAAGAAAGCUGUGAAGAAGACAAAUGUUGGUGGUGGAAGUAGCAGAGGCAAACAGCAGUCAAAAUUUCAGUAUGAUCCUUCCAGUUAUGCCCUUAACUUUGAUGAUGGUUGUUAUGAUAUGGGAGAGAAAGCCAGUGUUACAUUCGACCAGAAGCAGCAGAAGAAGACAGACUCUAAACUCCACAAUUCUUCCAAAACAACCACUUUGAUUUAUAUAAUAUGGGUGGAGUCUUAACACUUGAGGCCAUCUGUAUUCAUCUAAUACCUAGCAUACCUCUUACAAUUGUUCAAUAUUGCUCUUCAACAUUACUAAAACUACUGUUUAGUUAAUGUAUUUAAAUUGGCAGGGAGUAGGGACCUUAACUUCAUCUUUAUGCAAACAUAUGGUCAUCAUUAUCUUCUUUUAGAACUAUAUGAUUCAUAUUUCACAUAUGUAGCCGUAAUUUCCGACGGAACUA